Metarhizium brunneum ARSEF 3297 is the source of this 1044-nucleotide messenger RNA. The record is from RefSeq and is a predicted model, not a curated record. NCBI's taxonomy places the organism in Eukaryota, Fungi, Ascomycota, Sordariomycetes, Hypocreales, Clavicipitaceae.
AUGGCAAAGGAGGGCAUCGGCCAAGUGAUAUCAUGGUAUAUCUGUACCGUUGUGGCCCUCCUCUUCCUCGUCGCUCGACUGUCCACCCGCUACCAGAGACUAAGGUCGCUGGCCAUUGACGAUGGACUCAUUACGUUGGCAGCAUGCUGUCUCAUUGGGGACUUGGUCAUCCAACAGUACAUGUGGAAUCUGGGCAUGGCUAACAUUCCCAAGGCGAGCCGAGAAGAACUGAUCCAAAUCAUGAAGAUGAUUGUCCCUGGGUCGAUUCUAUAUGUCACGUCAUUGUGGGCGGUCAAAAUCGCCAUGGUUCUGUUCUACAAAAAGCUUGCAGCGCCAGGAACAAGACUGCAGUUAAUAUACAAUAUUGUUUUGGCUCUCUUGGUUGCUUUUUGGAGCACCAUUUUCUUGAACAUUAUUUUCCAAUGUUACCCUCACGACAAGAGAUGGUCCACCGAUCCAAACUACAAAUGCGAUCCACGCCAGGGAGACAUUAAUUACUGGUUAACAGUUCUUUUUAUUAGCUUACCCAUUUCAAUGGUCCUCAAGCUGCAGAUGAAGCUGAAGCUGAAGCUUGGAGUCAUUGCCAUCUUUGCGCUGGGCUUUUUUGUAGUCAUUGCGAGCAUUGUUCGAGCCUACUAUUCAAGGCGGAAGGAGACCAUGCUUACUUGCACCGUCUCCAUGAUUGAGACUGCGGUAGCCAUCAUUGCUUCUUGCCUUCCCCCUCUCCGUACGCUGUUUAUAGGUCCCGCCUCGUCUGUCGGGACGAAAUCUACUCGAGGACAUUACGAAUUAUCAUCAGGUGGCCACCACCGAUCCUGGAGAACAAAUCGAGGGCGCAACACGACUGAUGUCAUGGGUGGCACGCGAAGCAAGGACAACUCCUCGGAGGAUAACUUGGUUAACGAUUUGGGUGCGCCUGUCGCUUCCGCAAGCGCGUCGGCCAGUGGCAAAACCGGUGAAAUCAAAGUAAACACAACAUUUCAAGUGCAUUACGGAAGGGACGAAGAGGGAGGAGUUCAUCCAACGAAACAAGGCCAAUUUUGA